This is a messenger RNA of Rhinolophus ferrumequinum (greater horseshoe bat), 1598 nucleotides long. Its product is annotated as ubiquitin-conjugating enzyme E2 E1-like. Gene Ontology annotation, cellular component: nucleus. Gene Ontology annotation, biological process: protein polyubiquitination. The transcript has a single exon. NCBI's taxonomy places the organism in Eukaryota, Metazoa, Chordata, Mammalia, Chiroptera, Rhinolophidae. Bases 122 to 916 code for a protein of 264 amino acids. The record is from RefSeq and is a predicted model, not a curated record. Gene Ontology annotation, molecular function: ubiquitin conjugating enzyme activity.
UCAUAGUUAAAUGCUUCAUGCCAAUUGUUGUGAGGAUUUAAAUGGUUUAACAGUGCUUGGCACAUAAUACACAAGAGUCUGCUAAAUACUCCUCAGCGGAUAUUCUUGUUCAUUCUUAUAAAUGCAUGCAAUUUUACCUGUUGAAAUUCCCUUUAAAUGUCUGGUAAACAAAUCCUCCUUGAAACUGUCCACCCUGCCUCCUUUUAAGAAUGGUACUGUUGAGAGAGACACGAGUGGCCAGGCCCAGCCGCAGCCGCAGCAGCAGCCGCCGCGGCGGCACGGAGCAGCCAGACACAGAGAUGGGCUGUUUGCGGGGUGGGGUGGGGGGUUCGCUAUGUCGGAUGACGAUUUGAGGGCCAGCACCAGCUCCUCCUCAUCUUCGUUCUCCAACCAGCAAACCAAGAAAGAAACAAACACCCCCAAGAAGAAGGAGAGUAAAGUCAGCAUGAGCAAAAACUCCAAACUCCUCUCCACCAGCGCCAAGAGGAUUCAGAAGGAACUGGCAGAUAUCACUUUAGACCCUCCACCUAACUGCAGUGCUGGUCCCAAAGGUGAUAACAUCUAUGAAUGGAGGCCAACCAUUCUGGGGCCGCCAGGAUCCGUAUAUGAGGGUGGCGUAUUCUUCCUUGAUAUCACAUUUACACCAGAAUAUCCCUUCAAGCCUCCAAAGGUUACAUUUCGGACAAGAAUCUAUCACUGUAAUAUUAACAGUCAAGGAGUUAUUUGCUUGGACAUAUUGAAAGAUAAUUGGAGUCCAGCACUAACCAUUUCUAAAGUCCUCCUUUCUAUCUGCUCACUUCUUACAGACUGUAAUCCUGCCGACCCCUUGGUGGGAAGUAUUGCCACUCAGUAUAUGACCAACAGAGCAGAACAUGACAGAAUGGCCAGACAGUGGACCAAGAGAUACGCUACAUAAAUUGGGUUUUCACAAUUCUUACAUUAUUUGUCACAGAGAGAGCUGCUCAUGAUUUUGAAGGGGUGGGGGAGGGUGGGAGUUGGUAAAAAGUAGGGUAUUUCUAUAACAGAUAUUAUUCAGUCUUAUUUCCUAAGAUUUUGUUGUAACGUAAGGUAUCUUGCUACAGUAGACAGAAUUGGUAAUAGCAACAUUUUAAAUUGUCAUUAGUUCUGCAAUAUUAGCUGAAGUGUAGUACUGAGAAAAAUAGACAUUUGGGUUCAGUUGCUUGUAGUCUGUAAAUUUAAAACAGCUUAAUUUUGUACAGGUUACACACAUGGCCAUUUAUGUGAAGUCCUUCCAAGAUUACAUACUUUUAUGUUUAAAAAAUUGGAACUUGUUUUCCCUUCUUGGAAGGGAACAUUGAUAUUUAACAGUUUUUAGAGAUUGUCAUCUCAUAUAUAUAUAAUGGGCACGUGGCUAUAAGACACCAUAUAGGAAAUUAGUAGUUACGUAUUUUAUUUUAUAUGCCAAUCUACUUUAUUGUGAAAAGAUUAGAGGUUUGAAUCAGGACUCGUGAAAACCUGUAGUGAAAUACCUUAAGCAGUUAACUGUAAGGCGUGAGUAGGAGUUGCUCAGUGGAUUGGUUAUAUGUUGUGGACUGCUUAAGUCUGCAUUUGUUACUGUGCUAAUAAACAAUAUUAAA